CAAUUGGAAUUCCAUUUACAAAAGCCAUGCGUAUUUGCGUUGAGUUGUUGUGAGUGAUGGACGUUUUGAUUCUCACAUAGCCCUCUUCCACAUGCUCCAUCUUCUUGUUCUUCCUCUGCCUUCGCACGAUUCACAGUCACAGCAGAGAAGAAAAUAAAGCAAAUCAGUAAAGUGCUCAUGCUCAUGCUCAUGCUCUUUCUUUGCUUUACCACACCUCUCUCAUUCUAACGCUCCUCACACACCACUCUCUUUCUUUCUCUCCCUUUUACUUUUUCCACUACUCCUUUAUUUUCUCUCUGAACCAAAACCCAACCCUUCCAUUCUCAUCAUCAUUAUGCCUCUCAACUUUCUCCUCCUCCUCCUCUUUCUCCUUAUCUCAUUCCUCUCCCACCAACCUCUCUCUUCCGCUUCCGCACCUCGCAACCCCGAAGUGGAAGCUUUGAUGAGUAUAAAAGAUUCUCUCAACGAUCCUCACGGUGCGUUAAGCAACUGGGACGAAUUCUCCGUGGACCCUUGCAGCUGGUCCAUGAUUACUUGCUCUUCCGACUCUUUAGUUAUCGGCCUCGGAGCUCCCAGUCAAUCACUCUCCGGGAUUUUGUCUUCCGCAAUUGGAAAUUUAACUAAUCUUAAACAAGUGUUACUGCAGAAUAACAACAUCUCAGGGAAAAUACCACCGGAACUUGGAUAUCUUCCCAAGCUUCAGACUUUAGAUCUUUCAAGUAACAGUUUCUCUGGGUUCAUUCCACCUUCUCUCAGUCAAUUGAAUAGUCUCAAGUACCUGAGGCUGAACAACAAUAGUUUGUCUGGACCCUUUCCUGUUUCGCUGGACAAAAUUACACAACUUACUUUCUUGGACUUGUCUUAUAACAAUCUCAGUGGACCAUUGCCCAAGUUUCCAGCCAGGUCAUUUAAUAUUGUUGGAAACCCGUUAAUUUGUAUAAGCAAAUCUAUUGAAGGCUGCUCUGGAACAGUCACCCUUAUGCCUGUUCCUUUCUCACAAGUAUCAUCACAAGGAAAACACAAGUCCAAAAAACUGGCAAUUGCUCUUGGGGUCAGCUUUAGUUGUGUUUUUCUCUUAAUCGUGUGUUUGGGGCUCUUUUGGUAUAGAAAGAAAAGACAGCAUGGAGCCAUCUUGUAUAUUGGUGAUUAUAAAGAGGAGGCUGUUGUUAGCUUAGGGAAUCUUAAAAGUUUUGGUUUCAGAGAGCUCCAACAUGCAACGGAUAGUUUCAGCUCUAAGAGUAUACUCGGUGCUGGAGGUUUUGGCAAUGUUUAUAGGGGGAAGCUUGGAGAUGGUACAAUGGUGGCGGUGAAAAGACUGAAAGAUGUAAAUGGUAGUGCUGGUGAGUUACAGUUCCAAACAGAAUUGGAAAUGAUCAGCUUGGCAGUUCACCGUAAUUUACUUCGCUUAAUUGGAUAUUGUGCUACUCCCACCGAAAAACUUCUGGUUUACCCUUACAUGUCUAAUGGAAGUGUGGCCUCCAGGCUUAGAGGAAAACCAGCUUUAGAUUGGAACACAAGAAAGAGGAUAGCAAUUGGAGCUGCUAGGGGCCUUCUGUACCUUCAUGAGCAAUGUGAUCCAAAGAUAAUACACAGAGAUGUAAAGGCUGCCAACGUGCUCCUGGAUGACGAUUACGAGGCUAUUGUUGGUGAUUUUGGCCUUGCAAAGCUUCUCGAUCAUGCUGAUUCCCAUGUCACCACUGCAGUCCGUGGCACUGUCGGGCACAUUGCGCCGGAGUACCUCUCCACUGGCCAAUCAUCUGAGAAAACUGAUGUGUUUGGAUUCGGCAUUCUCUUGUUAGAGCUUAUAACUGGAAUGACAGCUCUUGAGUUCGGGAAAACCUUGAAUCAAAAAGGUGCUAUGCUUGAGUGGGUUAGGAAAAUACAGCAAGAAAAAAAGGUUGAAGUGUUGGUGGACAAAGAACUAGGGAGCAACUAUGAUAGGAUAGAGGUUGGGGAGAUGCUGCAAGUAGCUCUACUUUGCACUCAAUAUUUGACAGCUCACCGUCCGAAAAUGUCUGAAGUAGUCCGAAUGCUUGAAGGAGACGGACUUGCUGAGAAAUGGGCAUCAACACAUAAUUACGGUAGCAACUGCUGGAGCCAUAGUCACAGCAACAACAGUAGCAGCAAUAGCUCAUGUCGCCCUAUCUCUACUUCAAAACACGAUGACAAUAUUCAUGACCGAUCCAGCUUGUUUGGCAUGACGAUGGAUGAUGACGAUGAUCAGUCUUUGGAUUCCUAUGCUAUGGAACUCUCUGGUCCUAGAUAAAUUACGAAGUCAAGAACAUUAGUUUUAGUGGGAAGGUACAAAAAAGGAGCAGAAGUUCUUUUGGCCAUAGAAAUCUUUUAACAGGAAAUUUUAUUAUAUUUUGUUUAGUCCAUGAUAUAAUAUAACCAAUGUAUAUAUUCUCUAUUACAAUUUUGUCAUUUUGGAUUGUUGUAGAUAUCAGUAGAGUAUAUGAAAAUGUUCUUGAUGUUGAAACUAGUGAAAAGAAUGAGUGAAGGUCACGGUUUAAGCUUUCA
This is a messenger RNA of Lathyrus oleraceus (garden pea), 2520 nucleotides long. Its product is annotated as probable LRR receptor-like serine/threonine-protein kinase At4g30520. The coding region runs from base 335 to 2266 and encodes 643 amino acids. The record is from RefSeq and is a predicted model, not a curated record. The transcript is spliced from 11 exons. Lineage: Eukaryota; Viridiplantae; Streptophyta; Magnoliopsida; Fabales; Fabaceae. Gene Ontology annotation, molecular function: protein kinase activity; ATP binding; protein binding. Gene Ontology annotation, biological process: protein phosphorylation.